Molecule: messenger RNA, 1026 nt
Organism: Melozone crissalis (California towhee)
Lineage: Eukaryota; Metazoa; Chordata; Aves; Passeriformes; Passerellidae
Gene: LRRC46
Product: leucine rich repeat containing 46
Exons: 9
Coding region: 139-1026 (295 amino acids)
Molecular function (GO): protein binding
Source: RefSeq, a predicted model, not a curated record
GCCUGGUUGCUCGGAGCCCGGACCGGGGGCACUGAACCCCCCAAAGUGAGGGACACUGAGCCCCAAACCCGGGAACCGCUCCCGAGCCUGCUCCUCCAUCACCCCUGAGAGGGGACAAGGACCCCUGGCCACCCGGCCAUGGCUGAGCGAGGGGACGCCCUUUGUGGGGCCCCCGAGGAGCCGCAGCCCCCAGGAGUGACCCUCAACGACAGCCUCAUCUCCACCCGCACUCGCUCCACGGGGCCGCUGCCCACCGGCACCCUGCGCUUGGACCGGGAGAACAUCGCCUGCAUCGGGAGAACCCGCGGGCAGGAGGGGAUCCACAGCCUCUACCUGCAGCAGAACCGAAUUGAGAAGCUGGAGAACCUGGAGUGCUUUCCCAACCUGAGGUUCCUGUGCCUGGCCGGGAACCGCAUCCAGAGGCUGCAGAACCUGCGGGGGCUGCUCCAGCUCGGCCUCCUGGACCUGUCCCACAACCUGAUCCAGGUGCUGCACACAGAGGAGCUGCCCCGCAGCCUGCGCAUCCUGGACCUGGCAGGGAACCAGUGCACCCAGCAGGAGGGGUACAGGGCCGGGGUGCUGGCAGCGCUGCCCCAGCUCCUGCAGCUGGACUCCCAGCCCGUGCGGGCGAGCACGGCCGAGGAGGAGGAGGGAGGAGGAGGAGGCUCCUGCAGCAGCGAGGAUGAGGAUGAGGAUGAGGAUGAGGAGCUGCUGGCGGCGCUCAGGGCUCCCUUCACGGUGGACAGAGGGUUCCUGGGGGAUCUGCGCCGGGAGCUGGCGGGGCGGGCGCGGCGGCGGCGGGCGCUGAGCCUGGAGGAGCACCGGGCGCGCCUGGAGGAGCUGCGGGAGCUGCUGGGCCCGGGGCGGGGCGGGACAGCCCCGCCGGGUCCCCAGCGCCGUCCCCAGGGCCGCCCCGGGGCUCCGCGGGCACCCAGCGGCUCCAGCCCGCCCCCGGGCCAGGCUCUGCAGAGAGAGACCCGAGCCGGAGGAGCGGGAAAUGGGCUGCAGGCACCCCAGACACCCUGA